Arachis ipaensis is the source of this 860-nucleotide messenger RNA. Lineage: Eukaryota; Viridiplantae; Streptophyta; Magnoliopsida; Fabales; Fabaceae. The record is from RefSeq and is a predicted model, not a curated record.
AUGAAAGUGAUCUCUAAACAGGAAGUACUAUAUGGGUCAAAACCAAGCCCAAAGGCUAAUAGUGCAAAAAAGCUUUCAAGGCAGUCAAGUACAACUGGAUCUGGUAGAAGAACCUCCCUUGGUGCAAGUUCAAAACCGGAAGCGAAAGCUACUCACUCAUAUUUCUCAUCAGCUAAAACAGGAGUUGAUAUUGCUCAUUCUCCUUUGGAAAAGAACUUAUUUGGUAGUGGAAGUGUUCGCAAGAUAGAUUCUCCUUCAGCGAGACAACCUUUUUCACCCAUCUCUUCGACAGAAUCAUCAAAAGCAAACUCAGCAAAUACCACAGAUGAACUAAAAAUGCAGCAGACUGAGGAGUUGGUGAAAACAUUAACACUUUACAAUAUGCCAUUCACUAGUCCCUCAAAGACAUCAACAGUGGUAGAUGAAGAGAAUAAAACCCCAAAAGCAAUGCCAUUUUCUCUCUUCUCUUCAACAUUACCACCAAAUUCCUCAAAUGAAUCAGAUAUACAGACUCAGAAUUUACAGAAAACAAUAACACUACACAAUUUGCCAUUCUCUACUCCUUCAAAGACAGCAACAGAAACAGUGGUAGAUGAAGGGUAUAACACUCCAAAGGUAAUGGCUAUUCCUGUUCCAACUACACCUUCAUCAGUUCCUUUUGGAGGAUACUCGGCUCAAGAAACUGAAUAUUCCUUUGAGGAAAGAAGGCUUGGUUGUGUGUUUGAAUGAUUUUGUGAAGUCAAAUUUAAUUGGCUUCUCAUUUUUGUGUACAUAAUCUCCUACUAGUGUAUGUGGAAAAUGGAUAGAGCUUCUGAAUGCAACAUUUUGCAGUCUAAUGUGAUAUUUUGUUAUAUAGUCUC